Molecule: messenger RNA, 2972 nt
Organism: Pteropus alecto (black flying fox)
Lineage: Eukaryota; Metazoa; Chordata; Mammalia; Chiroptera; Pteropodidae
Gene: ADAM8
Product: ADAM metallopeptidase domain 8
Exons: 24
Coding region: 42-2402 (786 amino acids)
Biological process (GO): proteolysis; regulation of cell-cell adhesion; positive regulation of membrane protein ectodomain proteolysis
Molecular function (GO): cell adhesion molecule binding; metalloendopeptidase activity
Source: RefSeq, a predicted model, not a curated record
GUCCCGGUCUGCGCCUCCCAGACCGUGUGGGCACCCCAGCCAUGUGCUGCUGCGGGCUCUGGCUGCUGGGCACACUGUGGCUGCAGGUGGCUGCCCCCAGCGCCCCGCUGCCCCACGUGGAGCAGUAUGAGGUGGUAUGGCCCCAGCGCCUGCCAGGACCCCGCACCCGGCGAGCCCUGUCCUCCCAGUUGGGCCUAUACCCAGAGAGUGUGAGUUACGUACUGGGGGCCGAUGGGCGCACCUUCACCCUGCACCUGCGGAAGAACAGGGACCUGGUGGGUGCGGGCUACACGGAGACCUACACGGCCGCCAACGGCUCCCAGGUGACAGAGCGGCUGCACAAGCAGGACCACUGCCUCUACCAGGGCCGUGUGGAGGGCCACCCGCACUCUGCUGCCAGCCUCAGCACCUGCGACGGCCUCAGGGGCUUCUUCCGGGCAGGCUCGGCCGUCCACCUGAUUGAACCGCUGGAUGGGGGUGGCGAAGCAGGGCGGCAUGCGCUCUACCAGGCCCGGCACCUGCGGCAGAAGGCCGGGACCUGCGGGGUCACGAACACCAGCCUGGAGAGCAUCCUGGGCCCACGGACCUCUGCAGCCUUCAGGCCCCGGAACCGGCCGCUGUCCCAAGAGACGCGCUACGUGGAGGUGUACGUGGUCACUGACAGCCAGGAGUUCCAGCAGCUGGGCAGCAGAGAAGCCGUGCGCAGGCGGGUGCUCGAGGUGAUCAACCACGUGGACAAGCUUUACCAGGAGCUCAGAUUCCGAGUGGUCUUGGUGGGCCUGGACAUCUGGAACCACAACGACAAGAUCGACGUCAGCAGCCAGGCCAGCACCACGCUGGACAACUUCCUGGCCUGGCGGGCGCAGCACCUGCUGGGGCGACACCCCCACGACAACGCGCAGCUCAUCACCGGGGUCGACUUCACGGGGAACACCGUGGGACUGGCCAAGGUGUCCACCAUGUGCUCCCGGGACUCGGCGGCUGUGAGCCAGGACCACAGCCAGAACCCCGUCGGUGUGGCCAGCACCAUGGCCCACGAGAUGGGCCACAACCUGGGCAUGGACCACGACGAGGACAUCCAGGGCUGCUACUGCCCCGAAUCUCGGGACCGUGGCGGCUGCGUCAUGGCGGCCAGCAUCGGCUCCGCGUUCCCCAGGAGGUUCAGCCACUGCAGCCAGGCGGACCUGGAGAGGUUCAUGGAGAAGCCCCGCACAGCCUGCCUGGCCAACGCCCCUGACCCCGACCGCCUGGUGGGCGGCCCCGUGUGUGGGAACGGCUUCGUGGAGCGCGGGGAGCAAUGUGACUGUGGCCAGCCCCAGGACUGCCAGAACCGCUGCUGCAAUGCCACCUCCUGCCAGCUGGCCGAGGGGGCCGAGUGUGCCCACGGCACGUGCUGCCACGAGUGCAGGGUGAAGCCAGCUGGCACGCUGUGCCGUCCGCUGAAGGAUGCCUGUGACCUGGAGGAGCACUGUGAUGGGCAGCAGCCGGCAUGCCCGGAGGACGUCUUCCAGGAGAAUGGCACGCCCUGCCCUGGGGGCUACUGCUACGCUGGGGCCUGUCCCACGCUGGCCCAGAGGUGCCAGGACCUGUGGGGGCCAGGUGCGUGGGCCGCCGUGGACAAGUGCUACGCACACAGCGUCCCGCCAGACUGCCGGACCUGGACACCCCGUAGCUCCCGCAGCGUCAACAAGUGUGGCGUCCUGCUCUGCGAGGGGGGCAGGAAGCCCCCGGAGCGAGGCUCCUGCUCUGUCACCGCGGACUCGGCCCUUUGCCAGGCGCUCGUCCUGGAGAGCGGCUCUGGAUACGAGCCUGUGCUUGAUGGCACCCGGUGCGGCCAGGAGCAGGUUUGCUGGAAGGGACUCUGCCAGGACCUCCACGUGUACAGAUCCAAGAACUGUUCCGCCAAGUGCAGCGGCCAUGGGGUGUGCAACCACAAGGCGCAGUGCCACUGCCACCCAGGCUGGGCCCCGCCGAGCUGUGCAGCACGGCUGCCCCACGCGCACGUGGCGUCCCGGAGCCUCCUGCUGCCCGUGCUGCUGCCUGUGCUGCUGCUGGUGGUUCUGGUGCUCACCGUGGCAGGCGUGGUCAUCUCCCGCAAGGCCAGGAGCCCCAUCUGGCGGAGCCCGGCCCCCAGGCCCACAGCUUCCACGGUGACCCCUAAACAGCCGCCCCCUGCUCCCCCGGCCACCAUGUGCAGCCCACCCUUUCCGGUCCCCGUGUACACCCAGCAGGCCCCAGCUCAGCUCAGACCUGCUCCUCCCCCCAAGCCCCUCCCGGAGCAGAAGCCCAAGCAGGUGGUCAAGCCGACCUGCGUGCCCCCGAUGCCACCGGUCAAGCCUGGACCCACUCAGGCAGUCGUUGGCCCCAAGGUCGCUCUGAAACCCCCUGUCCAGAGGCGGUGAUGGGGCCGGGCCCAUGAGCGCCCUGGGGUGUCCGCCCACCUGCCUGGAAGUUGCCCAUCGUUCGUGCUGGGAGCCAUGUGGUCACUGUGCCAGCCAAUGCGGCGCCUCUGCCCAGGCCCUCGGGCCCCUCAGUGGGCUGGGGCCACCGUGAGAAGGCCGAGCAGAAGAGCCACCUCCUCGUGGCCGAGGGCCACGCUUAGCUUCCCAGGGUCACAGCCCAGGGCCUUUCGGCUCAGGGCUCCGGGGCUGGGCCCCCUGCUGCUGUCCCCGCCCUCUGACCCUCGCUGUGUCCGCAGUGGUCAGCCGGGGCGGGUGUCAGCUGUGUGGCCUGUCAUGCCUGCCUCCAGAUGGCCCUGCCCUCCCCGGCGCUGAGCCGGCAGCUCGCUCCGGCGGGCCGUGGCCGAGUCAGCGUGGUCGGGCCGCCACGUGUGGCCCGUAGCUGUCGCCAGGCUGCAAGUCCUCCCAUUUCCAGAGGCCAUUUCCUCGAGAUUUAAAGGAAACCGUUUUUACGAUUAAAUUAUUUAUCAAGUUCUGUGAGAGUUUCAUUAGGUGGUUGGAAAAUGGCUCAUG